UAACCAACCACCCUCAGAGUCUUCCUUUUUGGAACCUACCGACUUCACGUCGUCCACCACGGCUUUCUCCCAGCAAAAAUGGCUUUCUUCACCAGCACCCCAAGCCUCUUCCUCAGCCUGGGCCUACGUUUAACAACGGCCAGCACUUCUACGCAAAUUCUGCCCCGUCAUCCACUACAGAAUUCCAACAGCCUCUGUUACGCCAAUACCCUCCGGUACCACUGUUCUCUAGCUCUAGCAACAACAUUUCUCAGCAACAAAACAACGUCGCAGCCAUGGCAGAUCUCAACAGCAACAACUCCUUCGAUUCGGGCGCGAGCCUGAUGCCCGGUUUCCAGGCCGGUGCAUUCAACUUGGACCAGGUCUCAGCUUUCACAGCUAUCAACGACCACUCGGCUGCCGCCGGGUCCACUCGCACCGUGUCUCCCAAGGACAUCUUCGCCGAUGCUUUCGGUUCUGCACCCCCCUCUGCCGCGUUUACAAACUUGACUUCCCCCGACAUCAACGACUCUCCCUUCCUCAACGACAGCUUCGAGUGCUCGCCCAUGUUCCAAAAUGAGCCUACGAUGGCCAAUAACGACUGGUACUCCUUGUUCCCCGAGGAGGAGUCCAAGACGAUUGAGCCCAGCUACGGCGCACCUAUGUCUCUGCCUUUGGAGCGCACUAUCAGCAGCCAGUCUAUGGAGCGAUCUGGCUCUUCCAGCACUGGCUCUCCGAUCGUACUCGACAGCUCGUUCCGCAGGAAGUCGUCUGUUACAAACUCUCCUGCCACCAACGGCAUCAGCAAGUCUCGUCGUCGAAAGGGCCCUCUCCCUGCCAUUUCUGUCGACCCGAGCGACAAGAUCGCCUUGAAGCGAGCCCGCAACACUCUUGCGGCUCGUGAGUCUCGGCAGAGGAAGUUUGACCACGUCUCUGAGCUCGAGAAGCGCAACUCCGAUCUCGAGGCGGAGAUCGAGAAGUGGAAGAGCAUUGCUAUUGCUCAUGGUUACAGCGGAUCCUCGUGAAUCCCCUCGUACUUCGAUUAUGGUCCCCUGUGGUCAUAAGGAGCUGGUGAAGAAACCAGCCUCGCCUUAUCGGCAAAAGUUUUCCUCUCUUUGAUGUUCAUGUUACAUCUCCUUGUACUGCUCACCUGUCCUUGAUUGGAUGAAGGUGUUGUUAUUGCGCGCACUCGACUUUAUUGUUUUUCUGGGUGUGUAGUCUCCCUUUUGGUUGAUGGACUCCUCCUGAUGCGUUUUAAUGCGUUGUCGAUGGGUUUUGCGCGAUCGUUGAUCUGUCUGAUGUUCUGAUGCGGUGAUAUUGAUUAGUUUCAAGCUGAAGUUGGCGAGAUAGUCUCCUUAUAUAUGCCUGAUUGCGCAG
Parastagonospora nodorum SN15 is the source of this 1356-nucleotide messenger RNA. RefSeq lists its product as hypothetical. Lineage: Eukaryota; Fungi; Ascomycota; Dothideomycetes; Pleosporales; Phaeosphaeriaceae. The transcript is spliced from 4 exons. The coding region runs from base 79 to 324 and encodes 81 amino acids. The record is from RefSeq and is a predicted model, not a curated record.